UUCAUGCUGCCAUCCCGCAAGUCAUAAUGGACUCGUCCAUUCUCUCCCCCCCACACACACACACACAAAUAAUAAUUAAAUAAUAAAAAAUUCAAAAAACUUGUUAAAAAUAUUAAUACUAAAAAAUUAAUUAAUUUUUUACAAAAUUAUUGUUUAUAAUAUUAUUAUAAAAUUAUAUUUAAAAAUAUUGAUAAUAGUGAAUAUUCAUUUAGCCGCGGCCAUUUUGUUUUGAUAUUUUCAUGUAUGUGAGUAUGAGAAAGAGUGAGAGAGUAGAAAAUAAAAAAGGAAAAAACUCAAAGACCUUGUACAGAGAAGAGACAAAAUAUCACUCUCUCUUGUCUCGCGAUGGAGAGCCACCGUUUAUAUGUAUUAACCCCCAUUCGCCAGUAAAUUUAUCGUGUGUGUUGAUCAUUAUUAUUUUUAUUUUUUUUCUUUCAUACAUUAAGGCGGGAAAAAUUUAUCUAAUAAUAAAAAAUAAAAAUUAAUUAAUUAAUUUUAAAUAUAAAUUAAUAUUAAAAAAAAUUAAUAAUAUUAAUUGAAUAAUUAUAAUAUUAAUUUUUUUAUUUAUAUAUAAUUAUUUCACCCUGUAUAGAUUACCCGCCAAUAAUACAUAAAAGUCCAAUAAUAUCACGUGAUAAAUAUGGACCAAUGAAAUUCACGGGAUUUGAAAACGUGCGUGGUCUUUGUUCACAACUCUACCGUCAACGUUACUUCAGUUCCGUGAAGGGGCCCCUGUGUUGGUGAUCCGUUUUUAUCCAUCCUUGUGCCGGAUCAAAUAUUUUAUUAAAUAUAUUUUUUUUUUUCAAAACAAAAUUAACUGUGUUAUUAUUGUGAUUGGAUUACUAAUUUUGUAUUAAUAAUUAUUAAUAUAAACUUGGUUUGAAUGUUGGAUACAGAGAGUAGACACGGUGCAGGACUUGAUCAGCCACCAACACGGGAUCCUUGGCUAUCAAUGGAUUACUAUCUUGGAACUGACAGUCAUUCACUGCAUGAAAUGCUUGAUGUUGAUAUUAAAUGUGAAAUUGAAAAUAUCAUUGGUGGACAUCCUGAACUUGGUUUUAAUUUUAAAGAUUUAUCACCACUUGAACUUGAUGAUGAUCCAGUUGGUUCACGUAGUGAUAUGAAUUGGCUUAAUUCAGCAAGUUUAUUAAAUAAUAAUAGCAACAGUUCACACGGUGGAGGAGAUGCUGCCUCAAUAAUGGUUAAUCCAAAUUCAGUGAUGCCACAUCCAACAAGAAAUAAUUCAUCAACAAAUGAUACAUCAUCAGUAACAGGAAGAAGGCAUUUUUCAUUUUCAUCAAAAACAACAAAUCACAAUAAUAAAGAUGAAAAAAAUAAUAAUUUUGUUAAUGGAACAUCGGCAUUAUCAAAAAUUGAUGAUAGAUAUGAAAAUGACAUAACUGAGACUGAAGAUGAGGAAGAUGAUGAUGAAGAAGAAGCGGAAGAAGAAGAAGAGGAGGAAGAAGAGGAAGAAGAAGAAGAAGAAGAUGAUGAAGAUGAAAUCGAACAAGAAAUUGAAGAAGAAGAUGAUGAGGAUGAUGAUGAAGAAGAUUAUUCAGAAGAAGAACGACAAGCUCAAAAUAAAGUUGAAAAUAUGCAAAUAAAAUAUAAACAAUCGCCUUUACAACAACAACUUAAACAACAGCAACAACAACUUCAACAACAACAGCAUCAACAACAACAACAACAACAGCAGCAACAACAGCAUUUACAAACUUUACAAUCUUUACAACAACAACAUCAACAGCACCAACAAUUGCAAUCAUUACAACAACAACAACAACAACAACAACAGAUACAACCUCUACAACAGCAACUUAAUGUUGUCAAUGCUGGUACAUUGAAAACAUUAUUACCUCAUGGAACAACAAAAUCACCUUCAACACAAAAUAAAGCAAGUCCUAUACCAAAUAUGAGAGUUGGUAAUUUUAAAAUUGUUAAUCGACUUGACAGUCAAAAUCAUCAUCAUAUUCGUAAACAAAUUUAUAAUAACAAUGUUCAUCAUGUCAAUACAACUACAACAUCUCCAAUGUCAAUUAAAAGAGACAAAGAAUUUGUUGAUACAGGAGAUUUUGAAACAAAACCUUAUCCAAAACCUGCUUACUCGUAUUCUUGUUUAAUCGCAAUGGCACUAAAAAAUAGCCAAACUGGAUCACUUCCAGUAUCUGAAAUUUAUAAUUUUAUGUGUGAGCAUUUUCCAUACUUUAAAACAGCACCAAAUGGUUGGAAAAAUUCAGUAAGACAUAAUUUGUCAUUAAAUAAAUGUUUUGAAAAAAUUGAUAAACCAGCUGGUAAUGGUAAUCAAAGAAAAGGAUGUUUAUGGGCAAUAAAUCCAGCAAAAAUAACAAAAAUGGAUGAAGAAGUACAAAAAUGGUCAAGAAAAGAUCCAUUAGCAAUUAAAAAAGCUAUGGUUUAUCCAGAUAAUCUUGAACUUCUUGAACGUGGUGAAAUGAAAUAUGCAUGUAGUGUUGGUGAUCUUAGUGAAGAAACAGAAAGUUCUAGUGAUGAAAAUAUUGAAGAUAAUGUAACAUAUGAUGAACCAUCAAUAAUAAAUCAUGUUGCUGCAAAUUCAGUAACAGAUAGUUAUGAUGAAAGUAGUCAAGAUAUUGAUAUUACUGAACAUCUAUAUGAUGAACUUGAUGAUAAAGAAGAAUUACAUAUGAAAUUAAAUAUUACAAAACAAGAUUCAUUUGAAUAUGAAUUAAAUACAAAUAAUAAAAGACAAAAAACACUUGAUGGUAUUACAUCAAAUUAUGUUUAUCAAUCAGUUCCAACGUCGCGUAGAAAAGCACCACUUCUUGUAAGAACAACAUCAAAUAAUGGCCCAUUUAUUAAAAUUGAAUAAAUAUACAUUUAAAAUCUAGUUACUAUUUUUUAUUUUUUAUUUUUUAUUUUUUCAUAAUAAUUAAUCAUUUUUUUAUGUUGUACAGAUAUUUCGCUUACAAUGAAAAAUACAAAAAACAAAAAAAAAUAGUGUAGUUGAAACAAAAAAAAAAAAAAAAACAAACAGGUAUUUAAAAUAAACAAAAUUUUGAAUCGUUGAAUUAUUUUUAUACACAUACCCGGGCUGUGCAGGGAAAAAAAUAUAAAAUAUAAAUAAAAUUAAAUUAAAAAACUAAAAAAAAAAAAAAAAAAAGCAUUGUUUAGGCGUGAGUUAAUCAAGUGCCAAUGAGUAUACAUCCGAUUUUUAUACCGUUUCAUAAAAAAAUUAUUAUAAUUUUUCUAUUUUAAUAUUUCUAAUUUCGUCCUUUUUUUUUAUAUAAAUAAAUAUAUAAGAAUUGUAGAUUUUGAAAAAUUAAAAGAGCUGAUAUAAUUAUAAUCAGCGAAAAAAAAAAAAUAUAUAUAUAAAAAGUUCUUCCGAUUGGUGAAUUCGUAUUCAUAUUACCUUAUGUAUAUUGAGCUAUUUUAAAUUAGAUAAUAAUAUUGUACAUGAUUUAUUUUAUCUGUCAAAAUAGCUCCAAAUUGUACAAAUAAAUUUUUCGUAAUUAUCAUGAGUAAUUUUUGCAAAAUUCAUGUAAAUUAUCAUAAUAAUUUUUCCUUUUUUUUUUUUUUCAAUUACAAUCGUGUUUAUACUAUAAAAAAAAAUAUAACGAAAAACGAAAAAUACAAAAAAAACGAAAAAUAUUAAAAAAAGAAAAAAAAA
Messenger RNA from Aphidius gifuensis, 3643 nucleotides. It is a transcript of the gene jumu, whose product is annotated as alpha-protein kinase 1-like. The coding region runs from base 884 to 2845 and encodes 653 amino acids. The record is from RefSeq and is a predicted model, not a curated record. Gene Ontology annotation, molecular function: DNA-binding transcription factor activity, RNA polymerase II-specific; transcription cis-regulatory region binding. The transcript has 4 exons. Gene Ontology annotation, biological process: regulation of transcription by RNA polymerase II. NCBI's taxonomy places the organism in Eukaryota, Metazoa, Arthropoda, Insecta, Hymenoptera, Braconidae.